Molecule: messenger RNA, 896 nt
Organism: Anopheles funestus (African malaria mosquito)
Lineage: Eukaryota; Metazoa; Arthropoda; Insecta; Diptera; Culicidae
Gene: Fancl
Product: E3 ubiquitin-protein ligase FANCL
Exons: 2
Biological process (GO): protein monoubiquitination; interstrand cross-link repair
Cellular component (GO): Fanconi anaemia nuclear complex; nucleus
Molecular function (GO): ubiquitin protein ligase activity
Source: RefSeq, a predicted model, not a curated record
CCAAACGGGACAACAUCUGCUCCAUAUCAAGAUACCACCGCAUUGACCAAUCUUGCUCUGGAGUUGUUAUCUAUUCAGCAACAAUGUGGGUGCAAAGUUGCUUUCAAUAAAACUCUGACGCAUGUAGAAUUUAUAAGCUUCGAAGACAGAGGAAACCAUUCCCUAGCUCUUCAACGCAUUGGAGGUGAACUGUUCAAAGUCACCCAGCACACUCUUCCCGAGCUUGCUGUUUCCGAAAUGUUCAAAAGACAGACAACACUGCAAAGGCAUGUACAGGUGUUUAUGGAUACACUCGAGCAGCUGGAAGAGUUUUACAACAAUCUCAGUACAAUCGACGAACUGUGUUAUGUGAUCCUUCCUGCAACAAUAGACACCAAAACCACGUAUAGAAUCUUUAAAUACGAUCAGAAAGUGUUUCUGAAGAUUUCCCUCCAUCCGCUGCAACCAGCCGCAGUUGAUAUUGCAUUUUUCGGGCCAACGAAACAAGUUGCGAACCUGAGAGAAAUAUACGACGAAAAGCAGGACGAUUGGGAUCCCGAAUGUAACGUACACACCAACCUGGUUCGAAUAUUCAACAUAAUCGCUUUCCCGAUGCGUCCUGCGGGCAAUCUGUCUGAAAGUGUGCAGACCAAUGAGGAGAAUUGUGGGAUUUGCAUGAACUAUCACGAUGCAGAUGAUCGAGUACCAAUAAUUUCGUGCGACAACGAACAAUGCAAUCUAAUUUUUCAUAUCCAUUGUCUCAAGGAGUGGUUUUCUACACAGCGUGAAAGUAAGAAAAUUUUCACCAUCUCUAUAGGCAACUGUCCGUACUGCACGCAUAAAAUUUCUUCCAGCUUUGAGGAGAUGCUGGAAAUGCUGAAAUGAACGGAACUAAAUAAAUAAUCCAGCACCCGUAA